Messenger RNA from Bicyclus anynana (squinting bush brown), 2420 nucleotides. Its product is annotated as stabilizer of axonemal microtubules 2. Gene Ontology annotation, molecular function: microtubule binding. NCBI's taxonomy places the organism in Eukaryota, Metazoa, Arthropoda, Insecta, Lepidoptera, Nymphalidae. The coding region runs from base 130 to 1689 and encodes 519 amino acids. Gene Ontology annotation, cellular component: centriole; ciliary basal body; axonemal microtubule. The record is from RefSeq and is a predicted model, not a curated record. The transcript is spliced from 13 exons. Gene Ontology annotation, biological process: microtubule anchoring.
AUUUUUAGAUAGAGAUGUUUUUGUAAAAUUAUUUUCAGUUUAUGAUCAAUUUAGUUUGUAGAUUUUAUUUUUAAUAUUUUUAUCACAGUGUUUAUGUUAUAAGUGGAUAAGUUUUUUUACAUAUAAAUUAUGCCAGAGUGCGUCACGUGCCCGGCUAUGGCCCCGUGCGCGUUGUCAGCGGGCGUCAAGUGCGGUCCGCAAGAUGGCCGACCCAUGGACAGCAAACAGGAGCGCCCCUGUCCGUGUCGCUCGUGCUGCUGCGGCAAACCCCCACUUGUUAAACCGUGCUACAAGCAGCCCAGGAUACCGGACUCAUACGCGCCGCGUCGCUGCUACAAGGCUCCGUCCGCGCCCGUGGAGUCGUGCACCACGUACAAGCUGUCGUACCUGCCCGUGGACGGCUGCAAGAACCUGCGCGGGGAGGUACGCAAGCCGCCGCCCAACCUCGUGCCAAGCUGCGACCCCAUGGAAUCUUGUACUGUGCAAAAAAUGUCCUUCCUACCCAACCCCGUGUGCGUGACGCAGCCCAUCCGUCCGUGCCACCACGACAUGUGGGGUCAGGGGCCCAUGCAGAACCUGACCACGCAGCGACACGACUACGUGCCCAAGCCGUGUGUACUGCGGGAAAACUUUAAACCGGCCCACAAGUUUCACAGUAUUGAACAACCUUUUGAGAACCGCACUGUGAACAAGCUGUCUUAUCUGCCUCCGGAAAAGGUGGAGAUGGUGAAGUCGUUCGCCCCGGAGCGCUGCUACGAGCGACCCGCCGCUAAGAUGGACGGCUGCACCACGCACAAAAUGAGCUACAUGCCCAAUCAGAUAUUGCCUAAAGAACCCUUGCCGUGGGCCUGUAAAGGUCAGUACCAGAAACCUUGCCAGAAAUUAGAACAAAAUACUACUUACUCUAUGAGUUACCUCGACUCGAACAGCGACUGUCGUCGUCGGGCCAUCCUCCCAUCGAACUGUACAAACCCCGUCACUGCUUCCAAGAGAUUUGAAACGCAGACGAUCUAUAAAAACAGCUUCUUACCCGCGUCCGUGCCCAUCCCUGCGCCGGUGAAGCCUUCACCGAACCUCGUCCCUUCCACCGCUCAAAUGGAGGGAGAUACUGUGCACAAGCUUUCCUUCCUGCCCAACCCCGUGUGCGUGACGCAGCCGAUCCGUCCAUGCCACCACGACAUGUGGGGUCAGGGGCCCAUGCAAAACCUGACCACGCAGCGACACGACUACGUGCCCAAGCCGGCCGCGCUACGGGAGUCUUUCAAACCGGCACACAAGUUCCACAAUGUUGAACAACCUUUUGAAAAUCGUACAGUGAACCGAAUGUCAUACCUCGAUCCUGGGCGGCAGAGUCUACCGGACUCCUACGCACCUCAUAGGUGCUACGAGAAACCCGCUGCAAAAAUGGAUUGCGACACGACCCACAAGAUGUCGUUCCAGCCUGUCUGCGCGCUGGCGCCACAGCGGCCGCCCUGGGCCUGCAAGGGGCAGUAUCAGAAGCCCUGCCAAAAGUUGGACGGCACGACAGUGUACCGCUCAUCCUUCCUGCCGCCUGGUGAAGACUGCACCGAAUACAUGGACCCCUGCGCGUAUGGUGAUUGCAAACCUUGCGAUUGCAUUUGCCCAUCGACAUGCAUUGCCACGGACCCCUGUGCCUGUAAUUUCCCCAAAGCAGAAUGUUGCGGUUAAAGCAAGUAACGAUCAUCUUCGGCGUUCUAAAUUCAAGUCGCUAAGUUCAAAAUGGCGUCAUUCUUUUUUUUCGCUUAACUUUGGCUUUACACAGAUUAGGUAGCAAUGGCGUCAAGGUAAAUUACGGAUAAAGAUCUACUUAUCUAAUGAAAUUGACCUUUUUUGUUGAAAAUCUUGGAACUUGAUAUGAUACUUAGGUGCCAACUAUCUAUAGCAAUUAAUAUCUAGAAUUUGACUUCUAAAGGUGACAUACAAUCAUCAGGUUUUAUAAACUUGUUUUUUAUAUUUUUGGGCGAAAAUUUAACAUUCCAAGCUUAUGAAAUAAACUUGGUCACAUGACAUCGCUUUCGCAACAUGUAAUUGUCAUUUUUAAUAUACGGUAUUUUUGCCUGUAAUUUAGUUUUACUCUACCUACAUCUAAAUUUGUUUUACGUAACUUUAUUUUGUAACCAUAAUUUAUGUUUUAUGUAAUACAACCUUAAUUUAUUAAUAUUGACCAGAGUUUUAUUCUAAACCGUUUAGACUGGUAGGUAGGUAUACUAAAGAGUUUAGAGUCACAAAAAUUUUGUACAAUGUAGUGAUGUAGAUAAUGCUUUGGUUUGGGGCGCCACAAAGAUUUUAUACUAUUAGACAUGUCACUAGCGAUUCGAAACUCAGGCGAACAAAGAUUGCUAAUUGUCUUAAUUUCAUUUAAUCGCAUAGCAAACAACGAAAGUUAUAAGAAAUAAUAU